CAGCGAUGCCAGCGACCAUGGCAGACACAGAGGACCCUGGUCCAGGCGCGGCCACUGACCCGGACACCCCGCGCACAACCCGGCCACACUUCGUCUCGUUCAGCGAGACCGUUCAGCCAGCAGUCGGGAUGGUUAGCCAACUACUGAGCCAGCAGUCCCUGAAGUUCGACAAAAACAUCAAACAGGCCUUCUACAACACGGGAGCGAUGAUCUUCGUAGCGAUCUGUUGCGGAGCAUCGGUGUUGGUUUACUUCAUCCUGGAGGCUUUUCUACGGCCGCUGCUGUGGGCAGUUCUGUGCGGCACUUUCCUGCACCCGUUCAAGUACUCGCUCGCCCGCCUCGGCCGCUCUUGGCUCAGCAGGCUGCAGGACAGCGGGACGCCGAUAGUAGUGGGCACUCUGCUGGUACCGGUGUGGUGCGUGAACUACGGGGUGGAGACAUUGGGUGAAAUGGUCGUAGAUCGGCUCAAUAUACUGCUGGCAGUUGGGGCUGGUGUACCCCUGCUUUAUUUCUUAUAUCUGUUCUGGAGCGUCAUUGGCAUGCAGGUGAUCCUUGGUCACGUCUGUACCAUAAUCUGUUUCGGCCUGGAUUGUUUCAGCUAUACGUGGGUUGUCACGUUAGUUGUUGGCUAUGUGUUGGCAGUGGCCUUUAAGUGGACGCCUGGCAUGGAAAGUUACUUGCGUUCCCUGUCUGUGCCUGUAUGGGCAGCACUUAUUUUCUACCUGGUCUCUCUGACAGGGUCGUGGCGGGUGCCUGUGUUUGUCGUGGUGGUGUUCCUGCUCAUAGUGGGCUCUCAGCAGAAGCCUGUUGUUCCAGGGAAAGGCGAGCUGCCUGGCCAGGUUCUCUCCUUUGCUGCUAAUACGAUCUUCAUGGCAAUCUCCUGCAGUAACUUCAGCCAUGCUGAGAAGAUACAGGAAGAGACAAGCACCAAAGAACAAUCCAAAGACUUUAUGGACUCUCCGAAGGCGGUCUUCAGCCGGAGUCGAAGCAGACUAGAGUUCAGGGGUCUCCAGCACAAAGAGAGGACCAGUGAUAUCUACUUUGUGCUGCUUGCGUGGGCUAUAGUGUUGGUGCAGGUCUGGCUCAACCUCUGGAUCUUACAGUUAUUGCCCAUCCCUGUUGCUGUUUGGGUCCUGAAGAAGAUGUUUGUGCGUUUUGGGAUGAAGGACUUCGCUGGACGGACUCUAGUGAAAUGGUGGUCGGCUUCUGAGAAGUUUGUCAAAGACAGACAGGAUGCUCUGCUGCCUGGACCAAUCAAAGGCUUAGCUCAGUUCUUGCUUCGGGUGGACACUAAGCUCUGGCAUUGGCUUAACAAGCAGAUGAUCGUGUGGCUGGAGCGCUCCUUGGAUAAGCUGAUCAGUAUUUUCAUUAUCUUCCUGCUGGUAACUGGCACACUGCUCAUGGCCUUGCUGCUCACAGCUAUGGUGCACCAAGAGAGUGUUCAUAUCAUAGAGGUCACCAGUAACCUGAUCAACGAGACUGUGUCCAACCACCCAGAGUGGGCCAACUGGCUCCCAGAGGCCCAGGUUGUUCAGAAGGCUUUAAACUCUGCUGCCACAAAUGUUUACCAACAUGGAAGAGAAUGGAUCACACAUAAGCUUCAUAAGAUGUUGGGUGAUAAAGUAAACAACACGGCCGUAAUAGAGAAACAAGUUCUGGAGUUGUGGGACCGUCUCUAUCAGUCCUGGAUUGUUAAGAACGUGACUCAUACUGGACGGCACCGUGGAAACAAGCAACAUAUGUACAGGCAGAACAGCUGGCUAGGGGACAUACUGGACUGGCAGGACAUCGCCUCAUUCGUGCAGGAGAAUAUUGAGACUCUGCUCUCGAUCUUGGAGUCUCUGUGGGUGGUGAUGAGUCGAAAUGUUGGUUUGCUGAUAUCCACAACAACCACGCUGCUCACCGUACUGUUCCACAGUGGCACCGCACUGCUCAACUUUGUCCUGUCUCUGGUGAUUUUCCUGACCACACUUUUUUACCUGCUGAGCUCCAGUGGUGAAUAUUAUAAACCUGUGAAAUGGGUAAUCAGCCUCACACCCCUCUCCCAACCGGGACCCUCUUCAAACAUUAUCGGCCAGUCUGUGGAAGAGGCCAUCAGGGGUGUGUUUGAUGCCUCUCUGAAGAUGGCUGGAUUUUAUGGCCUUUAUACUUGGCUUACACACACAAUAUUUGGCAUCAACAUUGUCUUCAUCCCCUCAGCAAUGGCAGCUAUCUUAGGUGCGGUGCCGUUUUUGGGGACGUACUGGGCGGCACUGCCAGCGGUGUUGGAUUUGUGGUUGGCCCAGGCGGAGGGAGUCAAAGCUCUGCUGCUUCUCUUCUUUCAUCUGCUGCCAACAUAUUUCGUUGACACGGCCAUAUACUCCGAUAUAUCAGGAGGUGGACACCCGUAUUUGACUGGUCUUGCGGUAGCAGGUGGAGCGUACUAUUUGGGUUUGGAGGGUGCCAUCAUUGGGCCUAUCCUGUUGUGCAUACUGGUGGUGGCAUCCAACAUCUACAGCGCCAUGCUAAUGAGCCCUAGCAGCAGCCAGGCAACUCCAGUGCAGAGCCACUUCCCUGUACAUCAUGGCAGAAACCCCAAUGCAGCUGAAGAGAAGCAAUGAAUAAAAGAGACACCUGACCAGCCUGUUACACUU
Molecule: messenger RNA, 2633 nt
Organism: Rhinichthys klamathensis goyatoka
Lineage: Eukaryota; Metazoa; Chordata; Actinopteri; Cypriniformes; Leuciscidae
Gene: tmem245
Product: transmembrane protein 245
Exons: 18
Coding region: 6-2600 (864 amino acids)
Source: RefSeq, a predicted model, not a curated record